AUGAACCAGCCAAGCGAUUUCUAUCUCGGUGAACGAGGGGCGAGAGCCGCCAGCCUUGGUGGUGACGAUGCUGGCAGGCCACCUCUCCUCGAGGACAUCAGCGCGGCCGUCGAUGAACUCGCCGUUGCCUUCUGGCCGGUCAACAAGACGAUCCACGACAACCCUGAGCUGGCGUACGAGGAGCACCACGCGCACCAUGUGCUGACGCGCUUCAUGGCCGCCCAGGACGGCUGGCGCGUGACGAGGUCUGCGUACGGCAUCGACACGGCAUGGGUGGCCGUCUACGAUUCGGGGAGGCGAGGCCCGGUCGUGUCCUUUAACGCGGAGAUGGACGCCCUGCCCGGCAUCGGGCAUGCCUGCGGACACAACCUGAUUGCGAGCGCGUCCGUCCUCGGUGCCGCGGCGACGGCCACCGUCAUGAAGAAGCAUAAGCUCUGCGGCAAGAUUGUGCUGUUUGGCACACCCGCAGAGGAGGGUGGCGGCGGCAAGAUCCGCCUGCUCAACGCGGGCGCCUACUCGUCGCAAGGCGUCGACGUGAGCCUCAUCUCCCACCCGGGCAUCGUGCCGGACGCGGCGCGCAUGCACACCACGGCGCUCUCCAGCUUCCAGGCCGAGUACUUUGGGCGCGAGGCGCACGCCGCGGCCAACCCGUGGCUGGGCAUCAACGCGCUCGACGGGCUCGUCACCGCGUACGCGAGCCUGUCGAUGCUGCGGCAGCAGUGCAUGCCCGGCGACGUCAUCCAGGGGCACAUCACCGACGGCGGGCUGCGCCCCAACAUCAUCCACGCGCACGCGGCGGGCCGGUUCGUCGUGCGCGCCGACUCGCAGGCCCGGCUGGGGCGGCUCCGGCGCAAGGUCUACGCGUGCUUCGAGGCCGGGGCCACGGCGUCGGGCGCGAGGCUCAGCAUCACCGAGGGGGAGGCGUACAGGGACCACGUCGCCAACGGGCCGCUCGCGCGGAGCUACACGCGGUACUUUAACGCGCUCGGCCCGCGGCAUCCCAUCGCGGAGAACGUCGAGGAGGACGUCCGGCGCGGGCGCACGCAGGCGAGCACCGACCAGGGCGACGUGAGCUACGCGAUGCCGAGCCUGAGCCCCGCGUUUGCCAUCGCGCCCGCCGGGGAGGAGGGCGGCGGCCAGGGGCCUCACAACCCCGAGUUCGCGGCGGCGGCGGGCACGCGCGACGCCUUCGCCCGCGCGGCCAUGGUCGGCAAGGGGCUCGCGGGGGUGGCGGUGGAUUUGCUGACGGUGGAGGGGUUCCUGGAUGAGGUGAAGAGGAGUUGGAGGGAGGACAUGGAGAGACUUGGCGUUGGGAGCGAUGAGUCUCUGUGA
Molecule: messenger RNA, 1332 nt
Organism: Purpureocillium takamizusanense
Lineage: Eukaryota; Fungi; Ascomycota; Sordariomycetes; Hypocreales; Ophiocordycipitaceae
Exons: 3
Coding region: 1-1332 (443 amino acids)
Molecular function (GO): dipeptidase activity
Source: RefSeq, a predicted model, not a curated record